This is a messenger RNA of Orcinus orca (killer whale), 1903 nucleotides long. It is a transcript of the gene CTSB, whose product is annotated as cathepsin B. NCBI's taxonomy places the organism in Eukaryota, Metazoa, Chordata, Mammalia, Artiodactyla, Delphinidae. Gene Ontology annotation, cellular component: lysosome. The transcript has 10 exons. Gene Ontology annotation, biological process: regulation of catalytic activity. Gene Ontology annotation, molecular function: cysteine-type endopeptidase activity. The record is from RefSeq and is a predicted model, not a curated record. The coding region runs from base 182 to 1189 and encodes 335 amino acids.
GUCAGUCGAGCGCGGGGCGGGGCCGGGCGCUCUACUUAGCGCGGGGGCGACCCUGAGGAGCUACAGCUGCUGCUCAGGCACCGGCACCAUCACCAGCGCUGGCCAGGGCGGUCUCAGGCUGCAGGCCCAGGCCCUCUGCGGCGGCAGCGGAGCGCGGUUAAUCUAGGAUCCAGUUUCCAAAAUGUGGCAGCUCCUGGCCACACUCAGCUGCCUGGUGGUGUUGACCAGUGCCUGGAGCAAUGUGCAUUUCCCGCCUCUGUCGGAUGAGCUGGUCAACUUUGUUAACAAGCAGAACACUACGUGGAAGGCUGGACACAACUUCUACAACGUGGACCUGAGCUACGUGAAGAAGCUGUGUGGCACCUUCCUGGGCGGGCCCAAGCUGCCCCAGAGAGCUGCCUUUGCUGAGGGCAUGAUUCUGCCUGAAAGCUUCGAUGCCCGGGAACAGUGGCCAAACUGCCCGACCAUCAGAGAGAUCAGAGACCAGGGUUCCUGCGGCUCCUGCUGGGCGUUCGGGGCGGUGGAAGCCAUCUCUGACCGGCUCUGCAUCCGCAGCAAUGGACGUGUCAACGUGGAGGUGUCCGCUGAGGACAUGCUGACCUGCUGUGGCGACGAGUGUGGGGAGGGCUGUAAUGGCGGCUUCCCCGCUGGAGCCUGGAACUUCUGGACGAAACAAGGCCUGGUGUCCGGGGGCCUCUAUAACUCACAUGUGGGCUGCAGGCCCUACUCCAUCCCCCCCUGCGAGCACCACGUGAACGGCUCCCGGCCCCCGUGCACGGGGGAGGGCGACACCCCCAAGUGCAGCAAGAUCUGUGAGCCCGGCUACACCCCAUCCUACAAAGAAGACAAGCACUUUGGAUGCAGUUCCUACAGCGUCUCCGGUAGCGAGAAGGAGAUCAUGGCGGAGAUCUACAAAAACGGCCCAGUCGAGGGGGCCUUCUCCGUGUAUUCGGACUUCCUGCUGUACAAGUCUGGGGUGUACCAGCACGUCACAGGAGAGAUGAUGGGAGGCCACGCCAUCCGCAUCCUGGGCUGGGGAGUGGAGAACGGCACCCCCUACUGGCUGGUCGGCAACUCCUGGAACACCGACUGGGGUGACAAUGGCUUCUUUAAAAUCCUCAGAGGAGAGGAUCACUGUGGAAUCGAAUCGGAAAUUGUGGCUGGAAUCCCAUGCACUCGUCAGUACUAGAAGAUGUAACUCCUGCGGGCCUGUCCGCCGGCCCUGGGGCAGUUUUUCCCUAAAUACCGCCAUUCAGACUGGGGAUGAGAUGCAGGGGUAGGAAUGUCUGAGUUUUAGCCAGGGCCUGAAGGACUGGGUCAGGCCGAGCCUCAUGUCUGCCAUCCGCACUGUCUUCCAAGGAGACGCAGCCAAGGCCAGCCCAGCGGACGGGCUGCUGUCACGACGCAAGCACUUAGGCAAGUAAGCCUCUGCUGAAGCAGAGCGAGCCUCUGCUGUAGACCAGCUGUGUAGUGCCUGCUGCCCCCGCCUCUGCGUCACCAGGGAGCAGGACAGACCGGAAGGGUUUGUAGUUUCCCAAAGGAGUGGGGGCAGCCCUUUGGAGAAAGCCACGUUCUCCCAGGGCCCCUGCGUCUGUCGAGGUCUGCAGCGCUGCUAACCCUCACUGGUCUUGUCCUUGGCAUGAUUCUUAGGUUUUCUGUUGUGUGCUCCUCGGCUGAUCAGGUGGAUGAGAGUCUGCUGGUUGGAAGAGCUGUACUAGUGGUACGGAUUGUCUCCUUCAAACUCAGUGGUUGAGAUUUCUCUUACCUGCUGCUCUCUGAUAGCCCUCUGAUACCACAGUCUGGGGAGAAGCCGGCUUUUACUGUUUUGAAAUCACUGCUUCACCCUGUUAAUAUAACAAAGAAAAGAAUGACUGCCAAUAAAAUGCCUCUUCUUCAAUGUGAA